Messenger RNA from Echinops telfairi (small Madagascar hedgehog), 4594 nucleotides. RefSeq names its product MINDY lysine 48 deubiquitinase 2 (gene MINDY2). The record is from RefSeq and is a predicted model, not a curated record. Lineage: Eukaryota; Metazoa; Chordata; Mammalia; Afrosoricida; Tenrecidae. Gene Ontology annotation, cellular component: cell periphery; cytosol. Gene Ontology annotation, biological process: protein K48-linked deubiquitination. Gene Ontology annotation, molecular function: K48-linked deubiquitinase activity; cysteine-type deubiquitinase activity; cysteine-type carboxypeptidase activity. The transcript is spliced from 9 exons. The annotation marks the transcript as partial.
GGGGCGGCGGCCGCCGGGACGAGCCUCGCCGACGCGGCUUCUCCCGCGAGCUCUCCCCAGGCUCCCGGGCCCUGCGGCUCCUUCCCGAGCUCGGACUUGCAGGAGGGCGAUCUUGAGAGCGCGGCGGCCGCGGAGGCGCCCCUGAGAGGGCAGCGCAAGGUGACCGCCUCCCCGGGGACGGCCGAGGCCGGCGCGGGCCGCGGGUUGCGUCCCACCGGAGACUCGGGAGCCUGCUCGGAUCCCGCGGGCACCUGCCGCGCCGAGCUGGCGGCCGCGGGUGCCGAGGAGCCCAGCUGCGCCGGCGGGCUCAGCAGCAGUGGCAGCGACCCGAGCCCUCCUGGGCAAUCGCCGAGCCUGGACUCCCUGGGGUCGUUCUCUAACCUGCAUUCGUUCCCCAGUAGCUCCGAGUUCAAUAGUGAGGAGGGAGCCGAGAACAGGGCUCCCGAAGAGGAGGAGGGCGCCGCGGCGCUGCCGGGAGCCGCUCCUCUGUGCCGGGAGGAGGAGGACGGGGAGGAGGCCGCGCAGGUGCUGGCAGCCUCCAAGGACCGCUUCCCGGGACAGUCUGUCUAUCACAUCAAGUGGAUCCAGUGGAAGGAAGAGAAAACACCCAUCAUCACCCAGAACGAGAACGGACCCUGCCCUUUGCUGGCGAUCCUCAAUGUUUUGCUUCUGGCCUGGAAGGUGAAACUGCCACCAAUGAUGGAAAUCAUAACUGCUGAGCAGCUGAUGGAAUAUUUAGGAGAUUAUAUGCUCGAUGCAAAGCCUAAAGAAAUUUCAGAAAUUCAACGUUUAAACUAUGAGCAGAACAUGAGUGACGCGAUGGCGAUUCUGCAUAAACUGCAGACGGGUCUGGAUGUCAAUGUGAAAUUCACUGGGGUUCGUGUAUUUGAAUAUACACCGGAAUGCAUAGUAUUUGAUCUUCUUGAUAUUCCUUUAUACCAUGGGUGGUUAGUGGACCCACAGACGGAUGACAUCGUGCAGGCCGUUGGUAACUGCAGCUACAACCAGCUGGUCGAGAAGAUCAUCUCCUGUAAGCAGUCAGACAGCAGCGAGCUGGUUAGUGAAGGCUUUGUUGCUGAGCAGUUUUUAAAUAACACAGCCACUCAACUGACAUACCAUGGAUUAUGUGAACUAACGUCAACAGUUCAGGAAGGAGAACUUUGUGUGUUCUUUCGGAAUAAUCAUUUUAGCACCAUGACCAAAUACAAGGGUCAGCUGUAUCUGUUGGUAACAGACCAAGGGUUUCUUACAGAAGAAAACGUCGUCUGGGAGAGCCUUCACAACGUGGCCGGUGACGGGGAUUUCUGUGACUCGGCCUUUCACCUGAGGCCUCCUUCAGAUCCGGAGACCGUCUAUAGAGGGCAGCAAGAUCAGAUCGAUCAGGACUAUCUGAUGGCAUUAUCACUACAACAAGAACAGCAGAGCCAAGACAUCAAUUGGGAGCAAAUCCCAGAAGGCAUCAGUGACCUGGAACUAGCCAAACAGCUGCAAGAGGAAGAGGACAGAAGGGCUUCUCAGUAUUACCAGGAACAGGAGCAAGCAGCUGCUGCUGCUGCUUCUACUUCUACACAGGCCCAGCAGGGCCAGCCAGCACAAGCUUCUCCGUCCAGUGGGAGACAGUCUGGGACUACUGAACGUAAACGAAAGGAACCUCGAGAGAAAGAGAAAGAAAAGAAUAGCUGUGUCGUUUUGUAACAAGUGUGGAUUCUGCUGGAGCUACCUGUCUUGAGACACAAAACCACAGGAAGAACCCGAUUAAUACCGUCUGUGCCUGAUUUCCCAAUGGCUUUUGUCUGUGUUUUUCUGGGGGAAGGUUGCUACUUAGUUAUAAUCGGACUUUUCCAAGUCACAGAGUCCACUCUUUGUAAGCUGGAAUUUCAUGUUACAAGCUGGAGAUGCCGUGUGUUGUCAUUCAUGAAGAAUACUGCACGUGUAGCAAAUGAGCGAAUCACAGCACAUUUUGUGUCGUGGUGGCAUUCAGAACUCAUCCUCAGUUAGUAAGCUAUGUUGUCUUCUGUUCUGAAAAUGACUGGAGGCAACUGAUUUUGUCUGAGUACUUCCUGAUAGCUAAAUAUUAGCACAAUCGUUUUUUAACUUACUUUUCACAAUGUUAAAUUAUGAUCUAAUCCACGAGAAACCAGGGGCUUACUCUAGGCAUCUAACAAGGGGGAGCUAUAAAACAAUUGGACCUUGGACUAGUGUAGCCCUCGAGCAGCUUCGCCUUUCUUUAGGAAUUCUUUAGGAUUGUACAUUUUCCAUAGUAUCUUGAGAAUCGAUAGUGGAAAUUGGAUUUAAUGUAGAUAGAAAAAUAAGACUUUCGCAUUUGUUUUCCAAAAGCAAAAAGUUACAUAACACUAACACUCAUAUCGUAACAAAAUCAGAUAUUAACAACUCUACAGUGUUGUGCAACGCUGAGGAAUAUUAAAGUCUUUACUGUGAGUAACUGGACUGUGGUUACUCUCUAUUGGCAUUAUGGGAAGUGAUAGGCAGGGGAAGCCACCGUGGAUGCUAGGCUUUGUAAAUAUGGGGAAACUAGAAAACCAGAUAAUUCGGUGUCCGCCUUUUUGUAGAACUACCUUGAAUCUUAAAUUUUAAAUCAUGUUUAUUUGCUAAAAAACUAAGUAUACUUAUUAAAACCAACUAAAAAGCACAUUUCUGAAAGGAAGUUAGACUGAAACUCUUAAUGAAAAGGCAUUGAUAAACUUGUUUGAGAGUAGAUAAGAAUUUGAAUGAAUUAAUGUUAAAGCAAUCAGAUUUUUAAUGUGUGAGAACCAAAUAAUUCUAUAACAUCUUAUAGGCUUUAUAGAAUUCAGAAAGAAUAUUUAUUGAACUUUAUUAUGAAGAUACACAUAUUUUCCUGUAUUUCUAGAUAUAGUUUAAAAAACAAUCCUCAGUAGUCUUUUUGAUAUACUUUAUAUUUAAAAGUUUACUUUAGCCAAUCUUUAAAAGACUACUCUGCAAGUAGUGUGCUUUACGUUCUAAGCUAUGGUAGGAUUUGCUUACUUAAGAGCCUCAGAAUUUGACUGAGCAUCCACUUGGGGAAGGUCUUUUGCGGUCUGAGGCGACAAUAGACUACCAGACACUGUGGUCUAGAUUGUUGAAACUAUGUCCUAACUCUUUCCAUGAUUCAUGACCAGUUAUAGGUUGAGUCUGUGUGUGUGUAUAUAUAUAUAUUAUAUAAUAAAGUCUUAUUUAUAGAAAGAAUUAUUCUAUGGGAGAAAUCCAGGGUCAAGCUGUGUAUCUAUCAUGUCCAAUGUAUGUCAGUUUAUGUUACACAAUUUGUUGUUAUUUCCUAUGUUAGCAUGGUAAAUCAUCAAGGAACUGAUUUGGGGUAUAAAUCCUUGAAACAAACUAUUUGCUCUGUCUCUUAAUAGCAACGCAAGAUAUGUGUACUUUGGCAAAGUCAUCAGAGUGCCACAGAUUUCCCUGUUACUUCCAACAAAUGGACGGGAAUCAAAGGUUCCCUCUUGUGAGCAGGUCAAGGUGGGAGGGGACAUGGAGUUCAGGGUUGAUCUGUUCUAGAGCAGAUAGCCAUGACGGUGCAUUAUAGUAAUAAGGAAAAGCAGAUCAUAAACUCAGAAAUUUUUUAAAGUAUAUUUGAAGCAUAUUUUCCAUACUUAUAUACUUAACUAUUUAUUGCCCUUGAAAAAUUUAUGUAGAGGUUAUUCUUUUGUUAAUAGUUGCUAUCAUAAUUUGUUCCAAAGAUAAUACUGCCAUUCCACAUUCCCUCUGGAAGGAAAACAAACAAACAAACAAACAAACAAAAACCUCACGUAAAACCAGCAGUGCUAUCAGACAAGUAGAUUUCAAUGUAUACUUAUAUGAAAAAGUGAAAAACGUAUUUGUUAAUUCAAUCUUUUUCUAUAUACUCUUUCAAAGUGAGACUUUCUUACAUUCCUGCAAUUUAGUUUGAUAUACCAAGGGUAAUAAAAUUUUAAAUGUUCACUUUGAUUACUGUGGGAGAACGAUGAAAUGUUCGAUUCUAUUAAAACAAACUUUUCCAGAGAUACUGAUUUCCCAUUCUUGAGGGUCAUAGAGACUUGGGGUGAAUGUGUCUUGAUUUCCUUGUACUCUGCUCAAGGUCACAAGUGACGGUGGAGACGGUUCAUUGCUGGGGGAGUGUCGUGGGCUCUGGCCGUGCCAUCGAGCAGUGAGUCCUUCACAGUAUUUUGUAGUACUUGAAAAUCAUCACAUGGACGUUGCUAGCAGAAGUUAGAAAUCAAACAUUUUUUAUUUUUAAUAUUUGUAGGCUAGGUUUUAGGCAUAUUUGCAUUAACCAAAUCACCACUGAAUUGGCAAAAGAGGCAGAUGAAUGUGUGGAUGUGGUCACUGUACUUUUACUUGCAAAGCGUAUCUUUAAGGUCAGCCCUGAUUAACUGUGUAAACGCUCUUCAUGCCUCAUCCUUUUACAAUGGCAGUGCUGUGAUUUAAAGCACGUUGUCAACACUUUAAAAUACUCUGUGUAUGUGGGGGGGCAAGUUUCUUGGCUUUCAUUAGAUUCUCAAAGGGAUCUAAGAACCUUUCAAAUUUAAGAACACACACUAUCAGUUUGAGGCAACUAAAUUGUAAUUGGCUGCUUUCUUUUUUUAUAUAA